AUGUGCGGCUACACUUCGGAGAAAAAUUUGGUUCGUCUGCAAAUGUGCUUAAAGGGGAAGGCUUCCGAAGCAGUGGAGUGCAGGCUUAUGCAUCCGUCAAAUGUACAGGGAAUCAUCUCUACCUUGAAAAUUCUGUAUGGAUAUCCUGAAGUCAUUGUGCAAAACUUGAUAGCCAAGAUCAGGUUCACACCACCACCAAAAGCGGAUCGAUUAGACACACUAAUCGAAUUCUCCUUGGCCAUCCAGAAUUUAUGUGCCACAAUUGAAGCAUGCCAGCUGCAUGAAUACGCAUACAAUGUCGCGCUUCUACAAGAGUUAGUCUCCAAGCUUCCUUCGUCGAUCAAGGUCGAUUGGGCGAAAUAUCGACGAACUCUGCCAAGGGUCAAUCUCUCUGUAUUUUCGGCAUGGUUGUACGAGCUUGCGGAGACAGUUUGCCCAAUAGUUACGUUAGCGAAUAGAGAAUCAAUAGCGGCUCGGGGGAAAAAGGAUUCAGCUUUCCUGAACGCACACGCAGAAGAAACAGAAAAUAUCCAGCGAUACAAGCCAAAUCAAGAAAUCAAACGUGCAUCAUUAAAUCUACCAUUCAAGUCCUGCGUAGUGUGCAAAGGUAGUUGUCCAAGUGUAGAGAAGUGUAUACGGUUUGCUGAACUUGGUUACAACUCACGUUGGGCGGUGGUUAAGGAAUUUGAAUUAUGUAGAAAGUGCCUCAAGAAACACAAAACGUCGUGUAGAUCUCAACAAGUUUGUGGGAAGAAUGGAUGUCAAUUCAAACACCACAUCCUGCUCCACAAUAACCAACGAGAUAACGCUAAGUCAGUUAACACGUCACGUCAGGAAUCUAAACCGACGAACGCCGCGCCGAAUAAGACAGAACGUGACUGUAAUACCCAUCUAAAGCUCACUAACACAAUGCUAUUCCGUGUCGUUCCGGUUAUUCUAUACGGACCUAGGAAAACCGUGAAAACGUAUGCCUUCUUAGAUGACGGAUCUUCAUAUACGUUAAUGGAUGCUUCACUUGCAGCAGAGCUACAGCUAAAAGGUAUACCGGAACCUCUAUGCCUCCGGUGGACAAGUAGUCAGAGUCGUUCAGAGAAUGAUUCACGUCGGUUGAGCGUUGAUAUUUCGGGCACAACAAAUAAUUGCAAGAGAUAUCGUCUCCAGGAGGUACAUACAGUAUCUAAUCUCGACCUAUUUCACCAAUCCGUUAUCGGAAAUGAACUAUCCGAUCAAUAUCAUCAUCUGCGAGGUAUUCCGGUUGAAUCCUAUCACGAUGCUCAACCCCGCAUUUUAAUUGGAAUUGAUAACGCCAACUUAACACUACCAUUGAAAGGAAAAGAAGGAAGCUGGGGUCAACCAAUAGCUACGAAAACACGAUUGGGCUGGAUCAUCCACGGUGGUAUAGAACAAGUCACCGAUUAUGUCAGUUAUCAUAGCCCUCAAAAGUGUUCGUGUGGUGUGACGAAUGAUGCUGUACUGCAUACUGCGGUAAGCGACUAUUUGUCUAUGGAAAGUUUAGGAAUUUCCAAACCCAAACACAAUUUGGCAUCAGUCGUGGAUCAGCGUGCCGUAGAUAUUCUCAAGACUAUCAAGCAAGACGAAAACGGACAUUACGUUUCCAAUUUGCUCUGGAAGUAUGACGAUUUCCACCUUCCGAAUAGCAAACCCAUGGCUUUACAACGAAUGCGAUGCUUGGAAUCUCGAUUGAAAAAAGAUCCUGAAUUAGCAACAGUGCUUCGAACAAAAAUUCAUGAAUAUCUCGAGAAAGGAUACGUACGGAAGCUAACGGAUGAAGAGUCGAAAGAAACACGGCAACGAGUUUGGUAUCUCCCGAUCUUCCCCGUUUUCAAUCUCAACAAGCCGGGGAAGGUGCGCAUCGUUUGGGACGCGGCAGCAAAAGCCAGCGGUGUGUCGCUGAAUUCGAUGCUGCUGACAGGACCGGAUCAGCUGACGUCUCUGUUUUCGGUGCUCAUCCAAUUUCGAGAAAAUAAGGUGGCAAUAUGUGCUGAUUUGCGGGAAAUGUUCCACCAAGUGCGGAUUUCGAUCGAAGAUCAAAACUGCCAACGGUUUCUUUGGAAGGAACACCCUACGGACCCAGCACCAAGCAUCUACGUAAUGCAGGUUAUGACAUUUGGUGCAUGUUGCUCGCCCAGUAUUGCACAAUAUGUAAAAAACAUAAAUGCGGAGAAGUAUGCAGGAAAGUUUCCGGCGGCAACGAAAGUGAUUAUCAAGAGCCACUAUUUAGAUGACAUGCUAGCUAGCACGGAGACGGAGUAUGAGGCAAUCAAACUAGCACAAGAAGUCAGGCACGUUCAUGCGCAAGCCGGUUUUGAGUUACGCAACUGGAUCUCCAACUCGCCUACAGUUAUCAACGCUUUACAGGAUGAACGAGUUGACGAGAGAGGUCUAAACCUGGGAUCUGAACUUGCUACAGAAAAGGUGUUGGGCAUGUGGUGGUGCACCACAACCGAUACCCUUACCUUCAAGCUAUCACCGAAACAUGAAGCAGAUCUGUUAACUGGAAAAAGAAAACCUACCAAAAGAGAGGUGUUACGAACACUUAUGACCAUCUUUGACCCUCUGGGGCUGCUUUCGAAUCUGCUAAUCUAUCUUAAGAUCCUGCUUCAAGAAAUUUGGCGCUCGGGAAUCGACUGGGACGAAGAAAUUCCAGAAGGUAUUGACGAAAAAAAAAGUGGUUGGAAGUCCUUCCGCUGGUACAGAAUGUCCACGUACCAAGAUGUUAUCGAAAACUUACGUCGAUGGGCCAGGCGACCAAUGUACAGUUGCACACCUUUGUCGAUGCUAGUGAGAGCGGUUUUGCAGCAGUCGUCUUCCUUCGUUUCCAACAAGGUAGCACAAUAG
Armigeres subalbatus is the source of this 2859-nucleotide messenger RNA. RefSeq lists its product as uncharacterized. Bases 1 to 2859 code for a protein of 952 amino acids. The transcript has a single exon. NCBI's taxonomy places the organism in Eukaryota, Metazoa, Arthropoda, Insecta, Diptera, Culicidae. The record is from RefSeq and is a predicted model, not a curated record.